AUGGAACGCAGCGAUGUAGCCGCGCGUCAACUGCUGCGUCAACGCAAGAAGAGAUCCAGGCAAAGCUGUCAUCCGUGUCGAACGAGGAAAGUCAAGUGCGAUAAAUGCGCACCUUGCGACAGAUGCAUCAAAUCCUACCCCGAUCUGUGUACGUACGAUGACGGUCCCGCGACCCAAGUCCAGCAGUCCUCGGUGCCGCUACCUGCUCCACCGGAAGCCACAUCUUUGCACAGUACCAGAGACCUAGUUGCUCAUAUCGCAGACGAGCGGCCCAUUUCGGCUUCGCAGAACCUCGACCAAGAACCCAGCGUGCCUUCGCCACUCGAGAUUGCCGGUCGUGAAUCCGACAAUAACGACAACACCGAGAAUGGCAAGAGUCCGUACCUUGGUUCUAACGCUAUACCCACACUGCUUCGCGAUCACGCCUCUCAGGAAGGCGUUGGACAAAGCGUAGAGCAAGCAUUCAUGCCAAUGAUGGGCAUCGGGAAGACUGCAUCUGCCUAUCCAUUUUCAUCACCUAUUGAGGCAUCCCAAGAUGAAAUCGCUCAACAGCUGUACCAAGCUCUACCAGCGGACCGCCAUGUUAUAUACUUAUUUCAACGUUACAAGGAAGCACACGCCUUUUCGCCUGUCCUGACGAACAUCGAUGCCUUUGAAGUGGAGCUUUGCGGAUUUAUCGAGGCUCCUUCUCGUGGAGGUCCUGAGAGCCAGCACAUUGGUGAUCGUGAGAGGACAUAUUAUCAGAAACCAAUGACCUGGCUUUCUCUGCUGUUCGCAGUGCUAUCAUAUGGCGAGCAAUUCUCAGAAGGCGAGCUCAUGCAGCGGCGAGAAAAGUCUCGGUUGUACGCACGACUCUCCUUUCAAUGCCUUCGCGUUGUGAAUUUUCUCGUCCGUCCGACGGCCAUAUGUGUGCAAACUCUGCUGGUACUUGGCCAAGUCUUGCAGAACGAUAUGAAUGCCGAGCUUGCCUGGAUACUGUUGGGCACGACUGUGAUAAUGGCUCAAAGUCUCGGCCUGCACAGGGUUAAAAACGUAGCUUCGUCAGAGUGGCAACUAUGGUCAGCCCUGGUGAGGCAAGACAGCUUGUUAUCAUCGUGUUACGAUCGACCUCCAGUGACGAUGUUUCCAUGGAACCCAACGACACCAGCGGCGCUUCCAACGUUCGCAGAAAAGAUGAAUCUCUUAUGCAGCGUAAUGCUAGACAGUGCCACCAUUGGGAACUCCAAUGCCACAGAGAAUAUGGACUUUGCUGAUAUUAAUACUUCCAUGCAAAAGAUUGAGGACAUCAGAGGACCGUACCUGGGUGAAGCAGUCAGGUCUGGUGUCUCCCAAAACAUUCGAGAUCGCUGCGAGCAGCACCUACUGAGCCUGCAAAGCUCGUUCAUGGUUGCAUGGCUUUGUCGACCCGCCCUUCGCCGGCCUGCCAUUCAGCCCGAACUCCGCCGAAUCUGUCUCGACAACCUUCUAGAAUGCGUGAAGUCGUUUGUCAAGCUCAACACACUCACUACGUAUGCAGCGAGAUCGUGGGCUCUAGUUCACAAUGGUCUUAGCUCGGCAUUGCUGUUGGGCCUUCUAGGUGAUGAUUACAAAGAAGCAGAUGUGCGGCAAUGGCAGAAUGAGAUCCUUGACGUCUUUUCCGAGGACGGGUCACAAGGGAGCAUCAAUCUGUCCGCGCCACACAUCAGAGCGAUUGCUGAGCUCAAGAAGAUCAAGGAAAGUAAUACACCUGGAACAACACGGAUGCAAGCGCCUCGCGGCGGGACAUAUGUGCAAGAUGUUUCUUCGAUUACUCCCAACUACUCUGGAACGAGCGCUAAUAUUUUGGACCCGAAUACCGGCCCCUCUGAACCUCGACUCGAUGGCGACCAGCCACAGCAAGGAACACAGCAGCCCGAUCUAUCUCCAUUGGAUCUAUUUGACUAUAUUCUAUGGGGUACGUCGGACGGACUCCUAUCAUGA
This is a messenger RNA of Zasmidium cellare ATCC 36951, 1959 nucleotides long. RefSeq lists its product as uncharacterized. Gene Ontology annotation, biological process: regulation of DNA-templated transcription; DNA-templated transcription. The record is from RefSeq and is a predicted model, not a curated record. The transcript has 5 exons. Gene Ontology annotation, molecular function: zinc ion binding; DNA-binding transcription factor activity, RNA polymerase II-specific; DNA binding. The coding region runs from base 1 to 1959 and encodes 652 amino acids. NCBI's taxonomy places the organism in Eukaryota, Fungi, Ascomycota, Dothideomycetes, Mycosphaerellales, Mycosphaerellaceae.